GAUCCUAUAUGAACUCAACUUAGGCACAUACUUGUCGACACCCUCAGAUAAAUCUAAGCUCAGUAUAUUUUCAAAGAGCAACAACCAAAUAACCAAGCCCGUCCUUCAGAUACGUCUUCUCAGUAACCAUUUUCAACCAAACUGUUCUUUAAGUCCAGCCAUUACAAUGCCUUCCAAUUAUUCCACAGUUCCUCCCCAAGAGGUAACGGGAACAACUCAAUUACCUUUAUCACGUAUCAAGAAGAUAAUCGGGACUGACCAAGACAUAAACAUGUGUUCCAACAAUGCCGCAUUUGUUAUUACUCUAGCCACCGAAAUGUUCAUUCAAUACAUGGCCGAAUCAGGCCACAAUGUUGUCAAGUCUGAACGCAAACCUCGUCGAAACAUUCAAUACCGUGAUCUUUCCUCCGCCGUCUCCCACAUCGACAACCUCGAGUUCCUCAGCGACAUCGUCCCCAAAACGGUCCCCCUCAAACUCGUCAAAGCCAACGCCCACGUCGCGCACAACCUCGCCAAAGCCAAAGCCAACGCACCCCCCACCAACCCUCCUUUCCCCCAACCCUCCACCUCGCACGCCGGCCCUUCAGCCCCAACCCCCAACCCAAACACCUUCCCUCAAUCCCCCCUCCUCGAUACCGCACCCCCCCGCGUUUCCGUUUCCGGCCUACUAGAAGACUCUGCAUCCGCGUCCGCCUCCCCAUCCACUUCCACCCCAGCAGCUCUCAACCAAAUCCAAAUCCAACCUCAACCCCAACCCCAAACCCAAAACAACUCUCCCACCCAACCCCAAACCGACAUCCAAUCCACCCCCGCCCACCCAAACACCAUCCCUAGCGGCUUCGCCCCCACCAAUGGUUUCACUCCCGCCAACAAAUUCAAAAAACAGCAACAGCAACAGCAACAGCAACAGCAAGAACAGCGAAGAGUCAGCACCGCCACCGAAGACGAAGAUCCCAAUGCGCAAUUGCGGAUGGAGAGUCAAGCCAACAGCGACGAUCACGACGAGGAAGAAGAUGAAGAUGUCGAGAUGAGUUAGUUAGUACAUGACAUGACAUGACAUGUCAUGAAAUGGGUCGUGCCUCUUUUUGGAUUUUGGAAUCUUCACGUGUAUCUAUCUGUUUUUCCGAUUUAUUUGUUUCUUGCGCCGAAGAUGCAGUUCAGGAAUCAGUCGAGAUAGGAGUGGAAAGAUCAAGUGGUAUUGUAGACAGGACGGGGUAUAGUUGGUUGAUUGCGCGGGUAUGAGGGUAUGUAUUAUAGAUAUCACAUGGCAUUGUAUCACAUUACAAAGGCAGCGACAAUAACACGAGAACCAGAUAAACGAUUUAAAUAGAAACUUAUUUGCA
This is a messenger RNA of Botrytis cinerea B05.10, 1343 nucleotides long. RefSeq lists its product as hypothetical. NCBI's taxonomy places the organism in Eukaryota, Fungi, Ascomycota, Leotiomycetes, Helotiales, Sclerotiniaceae. The transcript has 5 exons. Gene Ontology annotation, molecular function: protein heterodimerization activity. The record is from RefSeq and is a predicted model, not a curated record. Gene Ontology annotation, cellular component: nucleus; CHRAC. The coding region runs from base 167 to 1036 and encodes 289 amino acids.